AGGGAGAUUCUAAAAGGGUAACGGUUACGCUCCCAGUGAGGCUUUUCGGAUGGGGACAUUUGUUUGUUUUCUGACAAAACAGUUCAAAUGAAUUAAUUGAUUCUGAUAAGAACAAAGAGAAAUUAGCCAUAUUGUUGUGCUGAAAAGAGUGUAAUUAAUCCAAAAUGAGUGAUACACAGCUUAGCAUACAAUUGCGAGAUAACUCAUCUUUUGAUAUUCUGAUAGAUAUAACAGCACAUAAUUCCUUUACUAAUUCUGGGUCUUAACUAACUAAUUAUUCCAAAAGCCUGGAUCUGUUGCAGGCACUGUGGAUCAAUCUAGCAUGUCCAUGACACCCCUUCCCUCGCCACACCCCCCUUCCUUCCUCUGUGGCUUUCCAACGGCUUUCACAUUUUCUUUUCUCUUUUUUUAUCCUUUCUUUCUUUUUUUUUUGGGAGGGGAGGGGUGGAGGUUAAUUCAACGUCUUGUUAAAAAGCUAAUGUAAGUUGAUUUUGCAUGUGUUUCUAUGUGUCAUAGCUGUGCUUCUAAGCUCAAUUAAUACUCCCAGCUCACCACUGAUAAACCGUUCUGUGCACUGUUGUUUGCUUUCCUAGAAAGGCUAAAGCUAAAGUACAAGAGUGACAAGUAAAGUAAAGUUGUCCAUGUGUGAUAUCCUUUUAUUUUGUCUUAAAACCAUGUACUGCGAGCCACCUGUGCUAAGCUCUUUUUCCCUUUUCUCUCUCUCUUUCUGAAGAUUUUGUAUCAAAGUCUAGUUUUCAUGAACCUCUAUUCUGUCCCUAGAAUAUGGAAUGAUCGGAGAACAUACAGUAAAAAGUCAGCGGCCAAGAUCAGUACAUGACACAAAGGGCCUACAGGAGCGAGAUGAAUCUGCUAAAUUUAUGGCACAAACUGGUGACCCUGGUGCUGAGGAGUGGUCCCAGUGGAGCUCUUGCUCAGUUACAUGCGGUCAAGGGUCGCAGGUGCGAACAAGAACAUGUGUCUCACCAUACGGAUCACACUGCAGCGGCCCUUUAAGAGAAUCCAGGGUGUGCAAUAACACUGCCCCCUGCCCAGUGCACGGUGUGUGGGAAGAGUGGUCUCCAUGGAGCCUCUGCUCUUUCACCUGUGGGCGGGGUCAUCGCACCCGCACUAGGGCGUGCGCUCCACCCCAGCACGGAGGAAGAGCGUGUGAGGGACCCGAGACCCAGAGCAAACUCUGCAACAUUGCCCUCUGCCCAGUGGAUGGGCAGUGGCAGGAGUGGAGUGCAUGGAGUGAUUGCUCGGUGACCUGUGCCAACGGAACACAACAGCGAAAGAGGCAGUGCUCAGCGGCUGCUCAUGGUGGAUCUGAGUGCAGAGGACACUGGGCGGAGAGCAGAGAAUGCUCCAACCCUGAAUGCACAGGUACGACUCAGGAUCCUUCUAAAUCUCAUUAACUCAAAACAAAAUCAAGGUGUAUAUUUUUCUUUCAGUAUUUUUUAAGGGAUUUUCUCUCUUGAAAAUCCAAAGAGGAGAAAAAUAAAUACCUUUUAGCAGUAGGAACGUUUUAAUAACCCCAUGAAUCAUUUGAUAAACAUGUUUAUUAUAGAGCACUGCAGUGAAUACAUAUUUUUGUAGGCUAUAUGGUAAGUUAGCAUUAACCUGGUCCCCUUCGAUACUACACUUGUACUGCGUCUGCUAAGACGCUAUGGGAAAAAGCUUUUUUUCACCUGAACUGAAGCCUUUUUUCAAUCAUGCAGUGAAACUGCAAAUAAAAAUCAAACCAAUGGCUUGGCAGUGGAGCUGCACGAGCCUAUGGUGACAAAGCCCCCCAAAGCCGGUCAGAAUGGGGAAGGCAUUUGGCUAUAUAAGUGGGCGUUCCCCACAGGAUUCUCAGAUUUCUUCUCCUUUAGAGACAACUAUGCUCAAUGCUGAUUCGAAGCCUGCUCGCCAUUGACACACCUUUGCAGCUGGAAUUGGGACCUCUCAGCAUGGCUGACCUGCUUUCUCGCUGCUUCAGGGACGCAGCAGUUCUGGUCCUUUUCCCCUGCCGCCAUCUGGCAAUUCUAAAAGAGCUUACUAAAAGAUCAAACUGGCAUUGUUGCAAAUGGCGGGUCAUUACUGCGUAUACCCUGCACUCCGAUGACGGCCACAAUGAUUGAGUUUCCUGCUUGGGGAGAUCGUACAUGGAAGCUGUGCUUUCGGGAACUGAAUGUUCUCACUGUGAGAACUUCAGUCCCACCUCUCUUCGCUCACAGAUCACUUUCUUUUCAGAGAGCGACUCCACUCCUCGCACCCUCCUGUUUUCGGGGGAGAGGACUCGAGUGUCUGGCUGUGAGUGAGCUCACAUCGGCUCAGAUCCCAUGUGCCUUGCCCUCCCCCCAGAGAGGGUCUGAUCAGCAUCCCUCUGCCAGUGUGCGAACGACCUGGUCUCAUUUAGGGGAAGUGAGCAAAAGCUGCUUGAUAAAAGCUUGUCAUUAACAGCCUUGGAUGCGGCGUAGCUGUUGGGCUCGAUGACCGACCCUACCCCCUUGCCAUUGUCCUUGCCCAUCGCCGUUUAAGACAGGAUGGAUGAUGAACUUAACUGUAUCGUCUCAAAAGCGGGUUCAAAGAGCUAGGUUGGGGUGGUCUCUCCCAGAGGAGCCCUCUUGCAGUCAUCUGGAUGAAUGGAACCUGCUGGGGUGCCGCCAGGCCCCUAGUCAGCGUUUCUCUCCAUUCUUCCAGAAGAUCCAUGACGAACUCACCAGAUCGUGGCACGCUCCCUACUCCGCCCACCUCCAUGUUUCAUCGGCCCUCACUUCUAUUGACGACACUGAAGAGAAGAGGUACGAUAAGCUGCCUCACUUGGAUGAGUCUAUGGCCGUGCAUCUCUGCCUGCCCAUGGCUAUUGGCUGGAGAACAAAUGCCACUCACCCAUCCAAGCUGUGGACCACUUCAGAUCUCACUGGAUGCACCUACAUUUCAGCUAGACAAGUGGCUUCGGCGCUUCAUUUAAUGGUGGUCCUCCUGGUCUUUCAGGACAAGAUCCUCACAUCCUCAAAUGAAUCUGGCCUAUACCCCGCGAUCCUCCGGGAGCUGAGGAGCGCAAACUGACUUGGUUCUGUGCACCACAAACAACAAAGCUCAGGCGAUUGGUAGAUCGAUGGCCAGCCUAAAAUCCUCUUCCUUAAUGCUCCAAUGUCUCCCAAUGUCUCCCAAGGAUCUCUUCGGACCGGCAGUCGAAGGAUUCACCGAGCGCUUCACGGAGGCACAGAAAUCGUAUAACAGCCCUGGUCCCCUGUAAGAGCUCUCGCUGGAUGGAACAGGGUGUUACCAUGCAAUUGGUUUGCAGAAGGACAGUUGUCAUGACAGAUUCCUCCAGCACAGGUUGGGGAGCACUGUGCGAAGGCAAACCGACUUUUGGCCACUGGUCGAAGACAGAGAAAAGCUUCCACGUAAACUGCCUGGAAAUGUGUCCUAAAAGGACACCACAUGUCAGUGGUGUCCUACAUAAAUCACCAAGGAGGCCUCUCCUUGAAACAUCUUUUCAUUCUGGUACAGCACCUCCUGGAAUGGGCUCAACUCAACCUGCGCUUGUUGAAAGCGGCGCAUAUAAGGGACAAAUGUAAUCAAUAAGCAGACAUGUUAUCAAUGAAAAACUAGAUAGUAAAGUUUG
Molecule: messenger RNA, 3613 nt
Organism: Carassius auratus (goldfish)
Lineage: Eukaryota; Metazoa; Chordata; Actinopteri; Cypriniformes; Cyprinidae
Product: adhesion G protein-coupled receptor B3-like
Exons: 4
Coding region: 789-1415 (208 amino acids)
Source: RefSeq, a predicted model, not a curated record